CCACCACUUCUUCACCGUCUCAACUCUCCUCCUCCUCCUCCUCCUCCUUCCUCCUGACUACGCUCCUCCUUUUCCUCUCCUCCUGCUCAAUUGAUAUUCUUUGUAUCAAUUGAUCCAAACCCCCUCUGAGACAGCUCUCUCGAUCCCAAGCGAUACCCUUCUACCUCCUAUUCUCUGUCCCCCGCCGACCGACUUCCUCCUCUAUAACAUACAAUGGCCGCCAAGGCACUCCCUACCCACCUUCGCGCUCCUGCGAACGACGCCGCUUCUGACUUCGGUGGUAAGCACCAUGGAAAGUCCCAGUCGCACAUGGCCUUCGAAAAUGCCUCCACCAGUGUCGCUGCCUCACAGAUGCGCAAUGCGCUGAACGCGCUCGCCGACUCUGUUACUGAGCCUAGUGAGAAGAAGCGUUUCGAGGCCGAGAUGGACAACUUCUUCGCUCUCUUCCGUCGUUUCCUCAACGACAAGGCCAAGCACAACGUUGUCAACUGGGAUCGCAUUGCCCCUCCCCAGCCCUCGCAGGUCGUGGGCUACGACGAGCUCGGUGCCGAUGCCUCGGUCGAGUUCCUGAACAAGCUGGCCGUCGUCAAGCUGAACGGUGGUCUGGGUACCUCCAUGGGUUGCGUUGGUCCCAAGUCCGUCAUUGAGGUCCGUGAGGGCAUGUCCUUCCUGGAUCUGUCCGUUCGUCAGAUCGAGCACCUCAACCGUACCUUCAACGUCAAUGUCCCCUUCGUUCUCAUGAACUCCUUCAACACCGACCAGGACACUCAGUCCAUCAUCAAGAAGUACGAGGGCCACAAUGUCGAUAUCAUUACCUUCAACCAGUCCCGCUACCCCCGUAUCAUCAAGGACUCGCUUCUGCCUGCCCCCAAGAGCUUCGAUGCUCCCCUCCAGGACUGGUACCCUCCCGGUCACGGUGACGUCUUCGAGUCUCUGUACAACUCCGGCACCCUCGACAAGCUGAUCGAGCGUGGCAUCGAGUACAUCUUCCUGUCCAACGCCGACAACUUGGGUGCCGUUGUCGAUCUCCGCAUCCUGCAGCACAUGGUUGACUCCAACGCUGAGUACAUCAUGGAGUUGACUGACAAGACCAAGGCUGACGUCAAGGGUGGUACCAUCAUCGACUACGACGGCAAGGUCCGUCUGCUCGAGAUUGCUCAGGUCCCCAAGGAGCACGUCAACGAGUUCAAGUCCAUCAAGAAGUUCAAGUACUUCAACACCAACAACAUUUGGAUGAACGUUCGCGCUGUCAAGCGUGUCGUCGAGGAGAACGAGCUCGAGAUGGAGAUUAUUGCCAACGAGAAGUCCAUCCCCGCUGACAAGAAGGGUGAGGCCGACCAGGCUAUCUACCAGCUGGAGACCGCCGUCGGUGCCGCUAUCCGUCACUUCAAGAACGCCCACGGUGUCAACGUGCCCCGUCGCCGCUUCCUGCCCGUCAAGACCUGCUCCGAUCUCAUGGUCGUCAAGUCUGAUCUGUACCGUCUGGAGCACGGCCAGCUGGUCAUGGACCCCAACCGCUUCGGUGGUGUCCCCGUCAUCAAGCUCGGCUCGGACUUCAAGAAGGUCUCUGACUUCCAGAAGCGCAUUGCCUCGAUUCCCCGCAUUGUCGAGUUGGAUCACUUGACCAUUACCGGUGCCGUCAACUUGGGUCGCAACGUUACCCUGAAGGGCACAGUCAUCAUCGUCGCUACCGAGGGCAGCACUAUCGAUAUUCCCCCGGGCUCCGUUCUGGAGAACUGCGUCGUGCAGGGCAGUCUCCGCAUUCUGGAGCACUAAACGGUGUGCGAUUAAUACUCUAUUCUUAAUCGUCUCAGUUACAGUGUAUGUCUUUCUCCCGAUACAUCGACCAAUUCGACCACAUCUAUGGUGGAAGUGACGUUGUUGGUGGCGAUGCGUGCAACACUGGGAAAUCGCUUUUUCUUAAACUGUCUUCCUGCUUCCUAGGAGGUGCAUUCGUGGCUACGGAAUUCCUUGGAGUAUGCAAAAUGAUGUGUGCUUGUAUUACAUUACAAUAAUCCAGCGUCUUGUUCGUUUUCUUCUGUCCUUUUUAAUCGGCUGCAUCGGGUCGGGACUGCGGUCUUAUUUU
Messenger RNA from Penicillium brasilianum, 2086 nucleotides. Lineage: Eukaryota; Fungi; Ascomycota; Eurotiomycetes; Eurotiales; Aspergillaceae. The record is from the annotation of a GenBank genome assembly.